Messenger RNA from Paramecium pentaurelia, 1502 nucleotides. Lineage: Eukaryota; Ciliophora; Oligohymenophorea; Peniculida; Parameciidae. The record is from the annotation of a GenBank genome assembly.
AUGAAUGAAAUAGAACAAUAAGAAGCAUCACAUUAUUCAACUAUAAAUGAAUUAAAAUCAGAAAUAUAAGUUGUGUCUCAGAAGGAAGAUCAUUCUAUAAUAAAGUCAGACAAUAUAAUAAAUUUUGAUGAUACCUUAACUCAAAUAGGGUUUGGAAGAUUUUAAAUAAUGCAAUACCUAGUAUCAAUAAUUUUGGGAAUUAUGGAAGGAGCAUAAAUUACAAUUUUUACUCUAAUGAUACCAAUACUAAAAAAAGAAUGGGAUAUAUCAGAAUCUAUAGUGAGUUUAUAAACAAGUUUUAUUUUUAUGGGAUUUCUAGUUGGAUCUAUGCUAUCAGGUUAAUUUACUGAUAGGUAUGGAAGGAAAUUACCUUUCAUUUUUAGUUCAUUGUUUACAGUUUUGAUUUGCUUUGCAACUAUUCUUUGUACAAAUGUUUAUCAGCUACUGAUUAUGAGAGGAUUUAUGGGUGUUUUUGUAGGUUUCUUUGCACCUUGUUGUGUAACUUUAUUAUAAGAAAUUACUCCAAAUAACUUAAGAGGUUAAAUGACAGGAACUGUUACUUUAAGUGUUGCAAUAGGUUAAUUGUACGGUUUUUUCAUGGCUUCAUUAAUUUUGGAUGGAAUAAAUGGAAGUUGGAGAUGGUUAACUUUUUUAGGUUCAUUGCCAGGAUUGAUUGCUUUGAUACUGUCUUUAAUGUAUAUUUAAGAAUCUCCUAGAUACUUACUAUUAGAAGGUAAGUAUUAUGAUGCUUUUUAAACUUUAAGAUUGAUGAUAAAGACUAAUAAAGCUACAGAGAUUAAUUUAUCUAUUGAAAUUGAACAUAAAUUAGUAAUAUGGUCAUUAUAUAUGAACAGUAUUGCUAAAAAAACAGAACAUGCUUCCUUUAAAAGUUUGCUCAAUGGAGACAGAUUAUAUAUUUCAAUAGUUUUAUGGAGUAUUUGGUUUUUACUAUGUUUUUCUUAUUAUGGUAAUUUAAUGACUAUGCCUUAAAUAUUAUAUUAACUUAAAGAUAAUUAAUCAUAGUUGUAGUAAUUAGUCUAUGCUUGUCUAAGUGAUAUACUAGGUGCUAUCUUGGCUACUUUAAUUAUUGAUAUCAAAGGAUUAGGUAGAAAGAACUCAUUAAUCAUUGGGUUCUUAAUAGCAGCAAUAUUUUCAUUUUUAUAACUUUAUUAUUACGAAAAGCAUUUUGCGAUUUUAGCAAUUUUAUAAAAAAUGUUUUUAUCAAUGAAUUACAUCUUCUGGUAUAAUAAUAUUAAUAUUAAAUUAGUUAUUAAUUAACUACUGAACUUUAUCCUACUAAAUUAAGAACUACAGGAUUAGGGACAGCAGUAGCUAUAGGUAGACUAGGUGUCAUAUUGAUGCCUUGGUCUUGUAUGAUUGUAUCCUAAUAUUCAAUCAUCGCUCCAUUUCUUCUAUUUUCCAUAGCUUCCUUUUUAGGAAGUAUUUUUACUUGUUUUAUUCCUUUUGACACACUUGGAAAGAGUUUAGAUAACAAUAAUUGA